CAAAACUCAAGAAAUGAAGAAAACAUUAGAAAAAGCCUACGAUUGGCUCAAAUCGCCCAAGCUAGAAUAGAUCUGUGAGCAGUUUUUGUUAGUAAACACAGUAGCGUGUUUGUAAGUGUCCAUUGUUAUAUUUGUGUAGCUUUUCGGUCUGUGAAGUGCAAACAUAAAAUUUAUUAAACGAGUCGGUAGGUCGCCGGUAAUACAUAUAUUCAAGAACUGUAUGUAUAAAUUCAAAUUUAUUCGAGACUCUGAUGCUCGAACCAACUUUAUAUUCCGGAUUUUGGUUGCUUGUAAUCACCAUGAGUAUCAUAGCAAGUUGGUUGAGAUACAAUAAGUUUCACACCCAAUUAAUCAAUAUAAAAUAUUCUCCGGUUAAUAAGUCUUUUAAAAAUUUGCCCACUCUAAAAUCGUACCCCGUAAUAGGCCACUCGUAUUUGUUUUUUCCUAGAGGUAAAUAUAAGUCCGAACGUUUGACUGAAGCUUUUGUCGACAUCAGUAAAACUCUGGGGCCAAUUUUUAAAUUAAAUUUGGGUGGGUCAGCAAUGGUUGUCACACUCGACCCAGACCAUACGAGAAUUCUGUUUCAAAAUGAAGGGACGAGGCCUGAAAGGCCCCCCUUUCCGGCUUUGCUCCACUUUAGGCGGAAAAGAUUCAGCAGUGUGGGAGUUGUGCCCGGGAAUGGGGAGGAGUGGUACAAGAUGAGAAAAGGAGUAACACCUUUAUUAAAACUGCAAUUGAUAGAACCGUACAAAAGGCAACAAGAAGACAUUGCUAAGACUUUUGUGGAAUAUGUAAAAACGCACAGAGACGAAAAUUUCGUUUUACGUGAUAUUUUUUCGCAUUUGUUGAAGUUUACAAUCGAGGCGAUCUCGAUUGUGUCUCCAGGACAUCGCUUCCACUGCCUUUUCAGCGAUAAUUUGGAGACCGAACAAAUCAUUAAAGCCAGUGUAGACUUUAUGGACGGUUUAUACGGCACAUUAAUCGAACCCCCGUUUUGGAAAUUAUGGAAAACACCAUCUUAUAAGAAACUUGAAUCGUCUCACAACACAAUCUACAAGAUUUUGGAGCGACAUUUGGAACAGAUCAAGUUUCAGUUCUCCGAAAACCCUGAAUCAGUGAAAGAGUCACAACCCUACAUGUACUCCCUUUUCAGCAACGACCAACUUUCAUGGGACGAUAAAAUUAUGCUAGCUAUGGAGAUUUUUCUAGGUGGUAUCGAUGCUACAGCUACAACUAUUUCCUUCACGUUGCACUACUUAUCCCAAAAUCCUGAAAUUCAAAAAAUGGCUCGCUCACAAAAUACUGAUUUUCUAAAAGCUUGUAUUAGAGAAACUCUGAGGCUGUCGCCCACAGCUGGUGGCAAUUCCAGAUUUUUAAGCAAUAAUACCGUCAUCGGGGGCUACUUGAUACCUAAAGGGACGCUGCUUUUAUCGCUUAACUCAGGGAUGGCACGUGAUGAAAGAUACUUUAAAGAUGCGCAAAAGUAUCGUCCUCAAAGAUUUGUUAGAGCAACGAGGGAAGAUUUUCAUCGCUAUGCCUCGUUGCCUUUUGGUCAUGGCCCCAGGAUGUGCCCAGGGAAGAGAGUCGCUGAAAAUGAGAUAGUAAUUUUAUUGACAGAGAUCCUGAAAAACUUUGCCUUAGAAUCGGCGGGAAGUUCGGACGUGGGCAUGGUUUUCCGGAUGAACCGGAUUCCGGAUAAGCCGAUAAGUGUAAGAUUUGUAGAUACAAAUCACUAAAUAUUUAUUAUUUCAUUGUACAACAAUACAUGUUUUCAAAAUUACACUAGUAUUAGUCCAUUUACAUUUCAUAUUUACAUUUUUAAAUGUAUAUUUUUGAUAUUGUUUAUAAUUUUGUACAAUAAAAAUCUGAUUAAAGCUUAUAUGGCUUUAAUGCCA
Messenger RNA from Tribolium castaneum (red flour beetle), 1895 nucleotides. Its product is annotated as cytochrome P450 CYP12A2. The record is from RefSeq and is a predicted model, not a curated record. Gene Ontology annotation, molecular function: oxidoreductase activity, acting on paired donors, with incorporation or reduction of molecular oxygen; monooxygenase activity; heme binding. Bases 252 to 1736 code for a protein of 494 amino acids. The transcript is spliced from 6 exons. Lineage: Eukaryota; Metazoa; Arthropoda; Insecta; Coleoptera; Tenebrionidae.